Aethina tumida (small hive beetle) is the source of this 765-nucleotide messenger RNA. RefSeq lists its product as uncharacterized. NCBI's taxonomy places the organism in Eukaryota, Metazoa, Arthropoda, Insecta, Coleoptera, Nitidulidae. Bases 77 to 703 code for a protein of 208 amino acids. The record is from RefSeq and is a predicted model, not a curated record. The transcript has 3 exons.
CUCAGCAAACAUUGUUGCUUUGCUACAAUCUACAACUGAUAAUAUUCGAACUUUGGAAGACAUUUACAACUCGAGGAUGAAGCUGGGAGUCGAAGACAUUGUCUAUGCUCACUAUUUCUUUGAAUCAGUUACAGAUCCACUGAGGAAACAGAUUUAUGAUCAAAAAAUUGCACCCAAAGGCCAAAAGUCGAAUUUCAUGAAGAUAGAGGAGGGCAUUGCGAGGAUGAAAUCGGAAUUCUUUGCUUUUCACGUGGAACCUUCGCGUGGUUAUAAAGUUGUGGCUGACACGUUUAAGGAGAACGAAAAAUGUGGUAUCAGGGAGUUCAACUUUUUUCCCUAUGUUGUUUCUCCUUGGUCGUUGGCCAGGAAAAAUACUACUUACAGGGAAAUAAUCAAAACCAAUAUGAAACGAAUUGCAGAGUCCGGACUUCAACAAAGAGAAUAUGUGAAGAUAUACACCAAAAAGCCGGUGUGUCAAAGCCAGAGUAGUAAUUUUGGAAGUGUUGGACUUAUUGAUUGUUAUGCGUUGUUCUUGAUUUUUGGUAUUGGUAUAGCUGUUUCUGUCAUCCUUCUUAUUAUUGAGAUUAUAUUUAAAAGACUUACAAGAAACCUUACUAAUGAAAAAGUUAGACCUUCUACUAUAAAACUUGAUAGUGUCGUUAACUCGUUUAAAGAUCUACCAGUUGUGGAGUAUAUCGAAUAAAAAGGCUAUUCAUGUCUUGCACUUUUAGUAGUUGUUUUAACCAUUUCAAUUUACAAAUGUAA